AUCGCCGUUAUCGAGAAGGAGUAUGUCGCACCAACGCCACUGCCCACCCAAAAGCGUGCUCGCAUGUAUGGCGGCACACCUAUCACCGCCGACCGAUUGAUGAAGCCUUUCAAAUGCCCUGGGUCUGCAACACCCACGAGAGCCUCGGAGAAACCUGCCCGCAAGCGAAGAAAGGUCAACUACGGAGGUGCCGAUGGCGAGGCCGACGACGCCGACAAGCCCUACAGCAAUGAAGACCGACUCGCCCUUGCUACUCGAGAUGUCAACCGCUUCCCCGUUUUCAAGCCCAAGGACAAAGACCAAUCGAUACGUCAACGCUUCUCGGUACCUUUCCUUAACAAGGAUCCUUCCGCCUACAAUUCGUCUCGCNCCCCGCCUCUCCUUGGACUGCGACAAGGCGCAGUUUUCGUUGCGAAACCACUCCACGAUCCCAGUGGGGAGUUUGCCAUUGUUCUUUACGAUCCCACCGUCGACGACAAACCUGCGAAAUCAAUAGAAGAUGCAUCCGAGGAAAAGACAGAAGAGCCCAAGGAGAAGGUGGACGAACCAAUCAUGCACAAGAGCUUAGCAGAUAUUCUAGGACUGAAGAAGAAGGUCGUUGAUGAGCGUCCUCGGGUUCCUGUUGUCAUUGAUCCCAGGUUAGCCAAGGUGUUGCGUCCUCAUCAAGUCGAGGGUGUCAAGUGCAUUGCCCUCAUGUGGACGCUUUUAAAGCAAUCACCGGACGCCGGUAAGCCGACAAUCAACAAAGCCAUCAUUGUUUGUCCCUCGAGUUUGGUUCGCAAUUGGGCCAACGAGCUGGUCAAAUGGCUAGGCAAGGAUGCCAUCAACCCCUUUGCUAUCGAUGGCAAGGCCACCAAGGACGAGCUAAUCCAGCAAAUUCGACAGUGGUCAAUUGCAUCAGGUCGUGCCAUCAUUCGCCCUGUCAUUAUCGUAUCUUACGACACGCUGAGACUCUACGUGGACGAGUUUAGAGAAACGCCCAUUGGACUCUUGCUCUGUGACGAAGGUCACAAGUUGAAGAACGCCGACAGUCAGACUUUCAUGGCUUUGAAUGGUCUCAACGUUCAGAAGCGAGUUAUCUUGUCCGGCACACCCAUCCAGAACGAUCUUACUGAAUACUUCUCGCUACUCAACUUUGCCAAUCCCAACUACCUUGGAACGAGAAUGGACUUCCGCAAGAAGUUCGAGCUUCCUAUAUUGCGCGGUCGCGAUGCAGGUGGUUCCGAUGCCGACCGCAAGAAGGGUGACGAGCGACUGAGUGAGCUCUUGACCUUAGUUAACAAGUUCAUAAUCCGCCGCACCAACGAUAUCCUGAGCAAGUACUUGCCCAUCAAGUACGAGCAUGUCGUUUUCUGCAACAUGGCACCUUUCCAGAAGGAUCUCUACAACCAUUUCCUGCAGUCUCCUGACAUCAAGAGUUUGUUGAAGGGUAAAGGCAGUCAACCUCUCAAGGCUAUUGGCUUGCUCAAANAACUUUGCAACCACCCUGAUUUACUGAAUCUUCCGGAAGACUUGCCUGGUUGCGAAAACACUUUCCCCUCGGACUUUGUACCCAAGGAUGCCCGUGGUCGUGACAGAGAUGUCAAGUCAUGGUACUCGGGCAAGAUGCAAGUGCUCGAUCGCAUGCUUGCACGAAUCAGAACCGAGACCAACGACAAGAUUGUCUUGAUUUCGAACUACACGCAGACUCUCGACGUCUUUGAGAAGCUCUGUCGUGCAAGAAACUACGGCAGUCUAAGACUCGACGGCACCAUGACUGUCAACAAGCGCGCAAAGCUGGUGGAUAAGUUCAACGACCCUGAAGGCAAUGAAUUCAUCUUCCUGUUGUCUUCCAAGGCAGGUGGAUGUGGUCUCAACUUGAUUGGUGCCAAUCGUCUCGUGCUAUUCGACCCUGAUUGGAACCCAGCAGCAGAUCAACAGGCACUUGCACGUGUCUGGCGUGAUGGACAGAAGAAGGACUGCUUCGUGUACCGCUUCAUCGCAACUGGAACGAUCGAGGAGAAGAUCUUCCAGAGACAAUCCCACAAGCAGUCACUGUCAUCAUGUGUCGUGGAUUCGGCAGAGGAUGUGGAAAGACAUUUCUCGCUGGACAGUCUUCGUGAGCUCUUUCAGUACCGACCCGACACGACAAGUGAUACGCACGACACGAUCAAGUGUAAGCGUUGCAAGGAGGGCAAGCAGUUCAUCAAGGCGCCAGCAAUGCUCUAUGGUGAUACCAGCACGUGGAACCACUUUACCAACGAUGGCGAGCAGGGAGCAUUGGGCAAGAUCCAAGAUCUUCUGCUCAGACAGGAGUGCUCAGAGGACGCA
Molecule: messenger RNA, 2310 nt
Organism: Aureobasidium vineae
Lineage: Eukaryota; Fungi; Ascomycota; Dothideomycetes; Dothideales; Saccotheciaceae
Source: the annotation of a GenBank genome assembly